Verruconis gallopava is the source of this 1605-nucleotide messenger RNA. RefSeq lists its product as uncharacterized. The transcript has a single exon. The coding region runs from base 376 to 1038 and encodes 220 amino acids. The record is from RefSeq and is a predicted model, not a curated record. NCBI's taxonomy places the organism in Eukaryota, Fungi, Ascomycota, Dothideomycetes, Venturiales, Sympoventuriaceae.
CGGGAGGCUCUUGUUCUUCCCGUGUCAGGUUUCGCGUAGCGGCUCCAGCCGAGAAGUCACGGCUGAACCGAAUCUGGCGAGGGCGAAGCUCGAAGUUUUGGGGAGGCUGUGCCCCGCAACAAGUUCGUGCUGCGGCUUGAAAUGCACUGCCUCCCCUCGACACUUUUGACGAGACAGCUUUGAUGUGCUAGCAACUCUUCGCUGCGCAUAUAUAGGUUUGCUUUGCGAAAAUUCAGCUUGCUUUUCCUUCAUCAAAAUCCGUCUGUACUGACAUAGUUUGACAUCCCACCUUCUUGGCCGCCUUCUCCGGUUCAUACACAUCAGCCUUCCACUGCAUCUUUCCUCGUAUUUCCAGCAGUCUUACAACAUCUCACCAUGUCAGAUCCAUAUAACCAGUACCCGCCUCAAGGACCAUACGGUCAACCAAGCUACGGCUCGCCAGCGCCUGCUUAUGGUGGUUACCAGUCGCCGCCACCAGCGCAAGGCUACGCCCCUCAGCCCGACUACUCCCAGCAGCAGUAUGGAGCACCCGCGCCAUAUGGCAGCCCGGCGCCGCAUGGCUAUGGCGCACCACCACCAGCCCAGUAUCAAGGCCCAAGCCAAGGGCAAUAUGGUCCGCCGGCAAACGGUGGCUUCCAACAUGGCCAGCAGCCUCCCCACGAGUACGGCGGCUACCAACAGGAGUAUCAUCGCGGCGACUACAAUAGCGCUGUGCCAGCAAAUCAAUAUCCACAGCAAGGCCCGUACGGUCAAGCACCAUCAGACCCGUCCUACAACCCAUCGAACCCGAACUACUCAAACUUCGACGCCAACUCUCAGGCUCCCGGCGGCGCCCAAGAGGGAGAGCGUGGCUUGAUGGGUGCCAUUGGUGGUGGCCUUGCAGGCCACUACGGUGGUAAAAAGGUUGGCCAUGGUCUAAUUGGCGCAGUAGCUGGUGCUAUCCUUGGUUCGAAAGCGGAAGACGCUUUGAAGGACAGGCACAAGCACAGCCAUCAUGGCGGAAGCAGCUAUGGCGGCAGCACUUUUGGAAAAUGGUGAAAAGCUGCAAUUUCGUCCAAGUCUUUUCUGCGCAAGUUUUCAUUGUAUCAUUUUGACGAUCAUGCUGUUCUCGGAAUAGCUUGCCACUGGCGUUUUUGGGAUUAAUUCAGGUGGAUAUUCUGUGUUUGAACGACUUUUCAAAGUGGCGAUGACGAAUUCGCUAUGAUGUGAAUUCCAUUCCGAAGGUCUGAUGAAUGUUAUUAGCAUAGCUUGUUAUUCGCAGGUAACAUCGCUUUGCAUGCCCUUUGUCAAAUGUUUGUUCCACGUAUAGUUUGACUUAGUCCCAUAUGUUUCAAGAAGCUCGGUCCAAGUUCGUCUCGAUGGUCUGUUCGUCUCAAAGCCCGGCAUUACAUUUCCGACUGGUUAGCAAUAUGAGAUUUCUAGAUAUCCUUCUUAAACGCUCAGAGCCAUGGAAACGAUAAACCACUUAAAGUGGGGAAUUUAAAUAUCUUUGUUCAUGUCGCAUCCAAAAACGUGGAAAUCGACGGCGACGGCUACAGAAAGAACUCGCGGCUGGCCAGGAGAAAACUUUGGGAACUCCGACGACAUGGUUUCAGUCACGCGGUU